Molecule: messenger RNA, 1829 nt
Organism: Limulus polyphemus (Atlantic horseshoe crab)
Lineage: Eukaryota; Metazoa; Arthropoda; Merostomata; Xiphosura; Limulidae
Gene: Polr2D
Product: DNA-directed RNA polymerase II subunit RPB4-like
Exons: 4
Coding region: 196-636 (146 amino acids)
Biological process (GO): mRNA export from nucleus in response to heat stress; nuclear-transcribed mRNA catabolic process, deadenylation-dependent decay; positive regulation of translational initiation
Cellular component (GO): RNA polymerase II, core complex; P-body
Molecular function (GO): nucleotide binding; translation initiation factor binding
Source: RefSeq, a predicted model, not a curated record
AGUAAAACAAAAAAGUACAUCGUAAGAGGGCGUGUUAACCAAAUAGUAGCGGGUCUGGUAUGAAAGUGUUGUUGUUGUAGUAUUAACAAAUAUAGUUUGGAGGAUAAUAAAUUUCGGUGUUGUGUAUUUGUAGUGGAUAAUGAUCAUUUUUUAAAGUUCUGGGUUUACAUCUCGUAAGUUUUAGUUUACAACAACAUGGCAAGUGGAAGUUCAGCUCCUUUUCUCUUGGAGCAAGUCGAGGAGGAUGCAUCUGAACUGCAGUUUCCAAAGGAGUUUGAAAAUGCUGAGACACUUUUAAUAUCUGAAGUACACAUGCUUUUGGAACACCGGAAGCAACAAAAUGAAAGUGCUGAAGAAGAACAGGAGUUGUCAGAAGUGUUUCUAAAGACACUAGACUACUGUCAACAGUUUAGUCGUUAUAAAAAUAGAGAAACAAUUGCUGCAGUUAGGAGUUUGCUUAUGCAGAAGAAACUACACAAAUUUGAACUAGCUCAGCUGGCUAACCUUGCUCCUGAAACACCAGAAGAGGCAAAAGCUCUGAUACCAAGCUUAGAAGGAAGGUUUGAGGAUGAAGAACUUCGCCAGAUUUUGGAUGACAUUCAGACACAGCGGAGUUUCCAGUAUGGGGCAGACUAAUGAAACUGUUUGUGUUCCAACUUUCUUUAAAUCAUUGUACAUUAAAAUAAAGUGUCAAGUUUUUAUUCGUGUAUUUUUGUUUCAUUUUUUUAGAUUUUUUUUGUGUUGGUCAAACACUGACUUCAUACCAUUCCCAUGUAAAAGGUUUUUACAUAAUUGAAACAAUAAGCAAUUUUAAACUUGAACCAACUCUCAGCAAGUAAAAUAUAUUAUUUUGACUAGCCGUUUCUCAUUCUUCUAUUAUUAACAAACUUCUUUAAGGAAAUUCCUGAACAGUUCAUAGGCAGUUUGUGUGUUUGUAUAUUUAUAUAUAUAAAUAGAUAGUAUUGUUUGAGAUUGAAAGAAUUAUCAGGAGCAAUAGAUGACUUACUUAACACACAUUGAAAAUAUAUUGGAUGCUCAACAAUAACAUUUCUAAAUUAUCAAUCAAAAGGAUAGUAAAGUCACUUUGUAGCAUUAUCAGCUUUAUGAGAAUGUUUCUUUUUGUUGUUUUUUUGCAUCCAAGUUCUGAAUAUUAAAGUACUUUGAGAGGAAAGAGAAUAUACUUAUCAGAUGCUAUGAGCAUUGUAAAAAAGUUUCACUUAGACAGUUUGAUGCACAAAAAUUUGAGUCACUAAAUUAAUCAUACUUUGAUUCUAAUUUCAGUUACUGUAUUCCAAGAUUGAUUUUUUCAUUAUGUAUAAUCUUGCAAACUGUGGAUGUUUUUAUAUUUAAUUACUAGCUACCCAUCAUGCAGUUGAAUGGCUAAUUCCAAGAAUAAGGUUUAAACAUCUUAAAUAGUUUCCACAAAGAGUAGACAAUAAAAAAUUAUAGUUUGCAAACAUAAUGUAGUUUUGCACCUCAUAUACAGUGGUUUGGAUAAGCUUUUAACCUAAUGUGGCAAGAUGUCUUACUGUAAAUAACCACUGUAUUACUGAUAAAGGUCACUAAGUUUUUGGAAAAAAUUGAAUUGAGUUUGUACUUUUGAUAAGCUCAACUUUGCAUUCUGUUCACAGCUGAUUUGCACACCUCAUUUUUUGUGUUAAUUGGUGUUUAUAAUAUUCCUAAAAGUGUACAAGAUAUACUAAAGUAGUAAGCUCAACCUUGCAUUCUGUUCACAGCUGAUUUGCACACCUAAUUUUUUGUGUGAAUUGGUGUUUAUAAUAUUCCUAAAAGUGUACAAGAUAUAAUAAAGUAGUAAGUUAUUUACAUUA